AUGGCCUACAAGAACAACAUUGGCGACAUCGUACAUCUAAACGUUGGUGGCACAAGAUUUUCGACUUCAAGACAAACACUAACAUGGGUGCCAGAUACCUUCUUUACCUCCCUUCUAAAUGGGCGCAUAUCAAGUUUACGAGAUGAAACGGAUGCUAUUUUCAUUGACCGUGAUCCGAAGCUCUUUAGUUUAGUAUUGAACUACCUGCGGACAAAGGAGAUAGAUAUCAAAUCGGUCGAUAUCCGUGUGCUCCGUCAUGAGGCUGAGUUCUAUAAUAUUGCUCCAUUAAUCAAAAGGCUUAUGCUAUGUGAAGAGAUGGAUCAGUCCAGCUGUGGGGAUGUUCUCUUUUACGGUUAUCUUCCCGCUCCAAAUAUUCCCAUUCAAGAAAUGCCCAUCGGAUUAUCAGGAUCAUCGGGCAGUUCGAUUAGUACUGGUACUGGGACCAUAAGCUCAUUCACAUCCGCUAGCUCGUCAACACAGCAGAAAUCGGACUCUGUUCCAGGUCCAUCCAAUAUUCAACCAAGGCAGCAACAGCCGUUAUAUUCGACUAAUUCGAACCCAAUAGCAACGCAACAUAAUUCCACGGUGGCUGCUAUUGCUCCUGUCGGAAUAUGUCAAACGAAUCCUCGCCCCGGAUCAAUGGUACGAGUUCCGGAGCUUUCUCAGGGCGCACCAGGUUCAUCUAGUGGGGGUAGUAGUGUUGGUAACGGCAAUGGCAAUGGCGGCAGUGUAGGUAUCAACGGGGCUGGCACAGCGGGUGGAGCAGGUAGCGGUGCAAGCAGUACAUCACGGCAUGCGGGUCAUUCCCGUAACUCAUCAUGGGAUUUGCGCGUUUCGUAUAGUGGCAAUGGCAAUCGUGGCAAUUCUCAGUGGAUGCCAGGCCAUUCGCGAACGGCAUCUCUCGACAUGAUGCGUCACUCCCGAAACUCAUCCGUUGAUCUGAACAAAUACAUACGUAACGAGGUGGGUUUGCUGUUUGGACCCGGAACAACCGGUAACGGUUGGGCCGAUCCAAUGAGGGUGCAAAUCAUCAAGGCGCACCAUAACUGGAUAUCCGUGGCAUAUGCACAUUUUGUCACGUGCUAUCGACUGAAAGAUUACUCCGGUUGGCAGCAGAUUUUCAUUUCGCCUUACAUCGAGACCACGAUCGAGCGAAUCGCAAUCAAUGCCAAGAUGAAUUUGGCCACGUCCGCGGGCGAACAGUCGCACAGCAAGAUGGUAGCAAUCUCGUACGGCAGUCAGAUUCGACUGUGGGGAAUCUCGGAGGACGGUAGCAAAGCCGAGAUCGGAACAUUUAAUUUGCACGUACGCGUCGAGUAUCUUUUCUUCAUCGGUAGCCAGCUGGUGGCCCUUUCGUCAUCAGGAAAGAUUGGCGUAUGGCACUCAAUGACUCAACACUGGCAGAUACAGGAUCUCGUACCAAUACUUUCCUUCGAUACCGCCGGUUCAUUCCUGCUGUUGGGGUGUAACAACGGGUCCAUCUACUACAUUGAUAUGCAAAAAUUUCCACUGCGCAUGAAGGACAAUGAUUUGCUUGUGACGGAACUGUACAAGGACCCAUCCAACGAUCACAUUACCGCUAUAUCAGUGUACUUAACACCAAAAACGACAACCGCGGAUCGCGUGAAGGAAGGCCUGUCGGGAAACUGGAUUGAAAUUGCGUACGGUACACGAUCCGGGUCGGUGCGUGUUAUUGUGCAGCAUCCGGAAACGGUCGGUCAUGGGCCACAACUGUUUCAAACAUUCACUGUGCACCAGAGCCCGGUAACGAAGGUGACACUGUCGGAAAAGUUUUUAAUUUCCGUAUGCAGCGAGUACAACCACGUGCGAACCUGGCAGGUACCACGGUUUCGAGGCAUGAUUUCUACCCAACCUGGUUCCACACCCGAAGCAUCUUUUAAGAUCGUUUCCCUGGAAGCGGUUGAUUCGACGUUUAGCUAUUCGGCUGGCAACGAUUUCGGCCCAUUCGGCGAACAAGACGAUGAGCAGAUAUUUGUCCAAAAGGUCGUACCCGAUACGGACCAGCUCUACGUCCGACUUGCCUCAAAUGGCGAACGCAUCUGUUUGAUACGAUCUGUCGACGGUACCACGAUCACGUCGUUCUGCGUGCAUGAAUGUGAAGGAUCACGGAUGGGAUCGAGACCGCGUCGAUUCAUCUUGUCCGGGCACUGCAACGGUGCAAUACAGAUGUGGGAUCUCACGACCGCACUAGAACUAUCGAAAAAAAAGGAUCAACCGAAGCGAUGUAUCGGAGGACCAACGGCCGACGAGCUGAUCCGGGAGCUAGAUCAGUGUGAUUUAAGCAACAGCCAUUGCUCGACUCCUUGCAUGUCGCCGUGCCCUUCAGCAUUCUCGAACACCAUUGAACCUAAUGCCGUGGGACGAUUGAAACCUUUUAAUGUGGCGUUUUUGAAUCAAUCAGCUGCAGCUACGGUCGGGCUUGGUGGUCUACAACCAACGCCGUUGCAGGGUCCGUCAGCGCAGGGGGUGGCUGCUGCGGCCGCUCCUAUGCAGCCGAUUAUACCCGCACCACAACCUAAUCAACCAAACUGA
Messenger RNA from Anopheles marshallii, 2553 nucleotides. Its product is annotated as SH3KBP1-binding protein 1. The transcript has 7 exons. Gene Ontology annotation, molecular function: protein binding. Lineage: Eukaryota; Metazoa; Arthropoda; Insecta; Diptera; Culicidae. Gene Ontology annotation, biological process: protein homooligomerization. The coding region runs from base 1 to 2553 and encodes 850 amino acids. The record is from RefSeq and is a predicted model, not a curated record.